AUGAAGCCUCUCAUCGAUGAAAUGAUGCACAUUAUCGUUCAGAUGUGCAUGUUCAAAAGUUUUUAUUCAGAACAAGAUCAACAAAAACUCAUUGACCUUUUGGGAAAUUUGAAUAUGAAAAUAUUUGAAUUUGAAGAAAUGAAGUUCUAUCUCAAGAAUGUCAUUGAAGUGAGAAGAAAACAGUUGAACUUCUUUCUUGAUUUUUUCAAUUCAGUUCAUGAAUGUUCGGCGCUCGAGAGAGCAAUGCAACUUCUUGAGGAGCUUGUUGAAUUGGAAAAAUGUUCCUCUCAAGAAUUCAUUAAAACCAAUGACAUGAGUGAAAAGAAGAAGCAGCUCAAUGCAACUUGCAAAAGUUCAGACCUUAUUGUUCGACACGUUGAAGAACUUUCGGAUUGUGUGAAAGAAAUGGAAAAAAUUGUCAUGUUCAACUCGGGUCCAAAAACUAUAAGACCUGAACAAUGGUAUUCUGAAGAUAUUAUUGAAGUUUAUGAGCCAAUAGAUAAUAUCGAAAUUGAAAAGAUGCCACGAUGGAGGAUGAUGAUUCGAAUUGAGAUGGUUAUUGAGGUAUUUAAAAAUUUAAAAAAAUCAAAACCGGUUCCAAGUUCCGUUAUAAGAAAAUUGAAAAUGAAAGUAACCAUCAGAUGUAGUAACGGAGAUACAUUCUCUAUUGAUAACGUGGAUCUCGACAAUACAGUUGAAGAAUUUAAACAAGUAGUUGCGAGUCAUUCCAAUAUUCCGGCCUCCGAUCAACGUUUAAUCUAUAGAGGAAAAGUACUCAAGGAUCAAGCCACUUUGAAGAGUUAUGGCGUUGAAGAGGGGCUUACCAUUCAUUUGGUAAGAGGAAAACCAUCGGGUGCUGCUACUACCACUUCUUCAACAACCACUCCAUCGGCAACAUCAACAACAACCACUCCACCACCAUCAACCACCACUUCGUCAAAUGUACCACCAUCCUCUACUACCACUAGCACAACAACCACUAAUAACACCACCUCACAAACCGCCCCCAAUCAACAACAAAAUCCAUUCAGUUUGUUUGGAAAUUUAGGUGGUUUUGGUGGAGAUAAUAACAACAACAUGUUCGGAGCAGGUGGAUUUCCAAAUGUAGAUCCUAACAUGAUGCAACAAAUGAUGAAUAAUCCUUUCGUGCAAAGUAUGCUCAACAAUCCAGAUUUCAUUCGUGAAAUGAUGAAUUCGAAUCCUCAAAUGCAACAAAUUAUGAGAAAUAAUCCUGAAGUUGGUAGAAUGCUUCAAGAUCCUGAAAUGAUCAGAAGAGCAAUGGAAAUGGCAAGAAAUCCAGAGCUCAUGAGAGAAAUGAUGAGAAACACUGAUUUAGCCAUGAGUAAUAUUGAAAAUCUUCCAGGAGGUUUUGACGCUCUUAGAAGAAUGUACAGCGACAUUCAAGAACCUUUACACGAAGCCACAACUGAAAUGUUUAGAGGAACAACAACUACACCAGAGCAACCAACAACGUCAAACACUACUUCUGUACCACCUGGACAACCAUUCAACAUGGGGAAAUAA
Molecule: messenger RNA, 1524 nt
Organism: Naegleria fowleri
Lineage: Eukaryota; Heterolobosea; Eutetramitea; Acrasida; Naegleriidae
Exons: 3
Coding region: 1-1524 (507 amino acids)
Biological process (GO): ubiquitin-dependent protein catabolic process
Cellular component (GO): cytosol
Molecular function (GO): polyubiquitin modification-dependent protein binding
Source: RefSeq, a predicted model, not a curated record